AUGCGGUUAUUUGUGGUUUCGGUGCUCAGCUUGUUGGCGGCUAGUAGUGGCGUUUAUGCGGCCGCAGUCGCCGGUUAUCCAUAUCGUGCGGAGUUACUAGCUUACAGUCCAGCGCGUGGUGAAUUCGCUGCAGUGAAUGCAUUAACACCGGACUAUACGCGCUAUAUCAAUCAACAGGCCGCGACGGAACUAUUUGGUUACAGAUAUCCAGAGCCGAUUGAAAGCAGGCGAAUUACUUAUGAAGAAUAUUUAAAUCAACUCGCCAAAGGUACACUGAAGGAUGAGACCGAGCUUAUAAAAAAGCGCGAUGAACAUUUUCGGUUAUGGGCCGUACAUGUGUACGAUCAAUAUAGACAGGAACUGGAUCACCUAAAAGUCGCGGGUAAAGAGCCCACUGCAGAUAUGCUAGCGAAAAUCAACGCAUUCGAGGCUGUACUAAUAGCGCCGAAAAGUGACUACAGUCAAGAAACUUCAAUAAUCAAGCAGCUGCGCGAGGAGCAUUUACGCUUCUGGAAUGAGUCAAGACGCAAAGCCAUGCUAGCUCUGCAACAGGAAGAGCAAGCGGUGAAGUCAAAAAUUUAUUCACCAGACGCAGGUGAAAAGUUAUUCCAAAAUGCGCCAACACAGGCUGUAUUCUUAAGUGAAACAGCCGAGCAGAAGAAGGCGCGUGAAGAGCACUUGCGCAUCUAUCAGGAGCAACACUUGCGCGAAUUCGAAGAAACGUUAAACAAAGUAUUCGUUGCGCCUUUAACUAGUGAAAACGCACCUAAUCUGGCAGCACAACAGCCUGUGUUCACGCAGACACUACAGCAAAGCGCGCCAGCAGCCAAUAACGAAAAGUUAGCCACUGCAAAAUCAUCCCUGCAAAUAGAUAAUUAUCAGAGUCAGCCGCAAGUGUAUGCCGGCGUGCAAGAAACGGCUGAGGUGCAGCGCGCACGUGAAGAGCAUCUCAAGCUGGUGAAGGAAGCAAAUUUGAAGGCGAGUCUGACAUCAAAAACUGAAAAGGUCCAAACUGAAACUGAAGUAAAACCCUUAUUGUAUGACGCGUCAACUGAUAAACUAGCGGAGGAGCAAUUCGCUGAUGAAGAAGCGCAUUUACGCGCAGAGGAAGCGAAGCAGCGUGAAGCUGAACUUUUAGCCGAAACUGAGCGCUUAAGAGAAGAACAACGCUUACAAGCUGAAGAGCUGCUGCGCUUGCAACAAGAGGAGCAACGUCGUCAAGAGCAGGAACGUUUGGAUCAGUCAAAUGAAAAUAAGGAAGCUGUGCAUUACGCUGAAAAACCACAAUUACCGAUCGCGGCACCCGCAAAAGAGACACUUGAGUCAUUAAUACAGUCACAAUAUCAGUUCGAUCCGGCUGCUACCUACGACAUACGCGAAACGGAAAAAUAUGCAGGCAAUCCAUAUUUAUUACGUUACGCCGUACCGGGCGGUAAUGUCAAACAGAUCGGCACGCCCAUAGCGACUACUGCCUACUAUAUCGGUGCACAGAAACCCGCGCAAGAACAGCAAGUUUACGCCAAUCCCGGCGUUUACUAUUUGCGCGACGCCAAUGAGGGUUAUCUCAAAUUGGAUAAUCCCUACUUCCUACAUUAUAUAACCAAUCAACAGGGUGGUAAGGAUACACUAGCAACAGCUGAUGCGGCGUCUCUGGCCUCCGCACUAGCCGCCUUGCAUCAGGCACAAAAGAUCGAACAGCCAAUCGCUGCAACUUUCGGUCAGAAACCAAUUGCACCGUCUGUUCCGAUUACUCCUGUUGCUCCCAGUGGACCCCUUACAUCACUAGCGCCAGCAGCACCCAUACUUCCAAUUGCACCGCUCGUGCCGAACGCCGACAAUAUGAAAAUUGUCUACGGCAAUGAUGCCGCUUUGGCUGCUUUGGAGAAGGCGACACGUGAGCAUUUUCGAGCGCACGAAAUCGCCUUGGAGCAAUUACGUUUAGCCAAUCAGAAACAGUCGCCGUUGCAGAAAGAUUGCUAUUGA
This is a messenger RNA of Bactrocera tryoni, 1983 nucleotides long. Its product is annotated as trichohyalin. The record is from RefSeq and is a predicted model, not a curated record. The coding region runs from base 1 to 1983 and encodes 660 amino acids. The transcript has 3 exons. NCBI's taxonomy places the organism in Eukaryota, Metazoa, Arthropoda, Insecta, Diptera, Tephritidae.